Molecule: messenger RNA, 1066 nt
Organism: Drosophila busckii
Lineage: Eukaryota; Metazoa; Arthropoda; Insecta; Diptera; Drosophilidae
Product: glutaminyl-peptide cyclotransferase-like protein
Exons: 4
Coding region: 95-1057 (320 amino acids)
Molecular function (GO): zinc ion binding; glutaminyl-peptide cyclotransferase activity
Source: RefSeq, a predicted model, not a curated record
UUGGCAACUAUGAUCGGCGAACAUAGUUCCCAGUAUAUAUGAACUACAACUAAUUAAUUUGUCACACAACCAUUUGACGAUUUCUUGUCAAGCUAUGUAUAAGAUGUUUGGGCGACUGAAAAUCACACCGCGAUUUGUUUGGAUAAUAUUGUUUGUAUGUAUUGUCCUUUGGGCUAUUAGAGGCUGGUUUCGCAAGGAGGAGCAAGUGAUAUUUUAUAGCGACGAGAAUCAUUAUGAUGCAGUUUUGGAUGAGUUGCUGAAGAUACGCAGCCCUGGCAGCAUUGGACAUUAUCAAGUUAAGACGUUUCUUGAGCGGGAACUGAAGAGUCUGGGAUUCCAAACCAAAAGUGAAGAGGUAUUCGAGAAGUUUCCCAUAACUAAUGUUAUGGGUAUUAUUAAUCCCAAUGCAAAGGAAUUCUUAUUGCUGAGCUGUCAUUACGACUCCAAGUAUAUGGAAGAAGUCGACGAUUACGUAGGUGCGACCGAUGCAGCAGUGUCUUGUGCCAUUCUACUUAAUAUGGCCAAGACUUUAGGCAAAUAUUUACGAGAAACAUUUUCAAAACGCAUUGAUAUGGGACUGGUGCUGGUGUUUUUUGAUGGACACGAUACAUUGGAAGGGAUCAAUGAUGGCUUUGUGCCAUUAUACGGCUCACGGCGCUUUCUUACUCAGGAAGCUUCUAUACUAGAAAGAAUUAACUUGGUUGUCAAUUUAAAUUUAAUUGGUGCUCCUGAACAUAUUUAUAUUAGCCACUAUGAAAAUACUAAUCAUUUUCAUGAGCAAUUGGCUGAUAUUGAAGAGGAUCUCAAAAGAUCGGGACAGCUGACCGAGUGCCAUACUCUCUUUUACAAAAUAACUGAUUAUUAUUCAGAUUUUGAAGAUGAUAUUGAUCCAUUUAUAGAAUCGGGUGUGCCAGUUCUGCAUAUUGUGCCACACACUUAUCCAGAUGUUUGGCAUACGAAUAUGGAUAACUUGGAGCAUCUUUAUUGGCCAGCAAUACGUAACAUGAAUUUAAUUAUUUCACGAUUCGUUUAUGAAUAUAUGCGUUCUGUUAAAUAAUUAUUUAAU